Molecule: messenger RNA, 1507 nt
Organism: Python bivittatus (Burmese python)
Lineage: Eukaryota; Metazoa; Chordata; Lepidosauria; Squamata; Pythonidae
Gene: QTRT1
Product: queuine tRNA-ribosyltransferase catalytic subunit 1
Cellular component (GO): cytosol
Molecular function (GO): tRNA-guanosine(34) queuine transglycosylase activity
Source: RefSeq, a predicted model, not a curated record
CCCCAGGCGGCGGGCCCAGUGGUGGUGAUGGCGGCGACUUCUGCUGCGCUCUCGCUGCGCGUGAUAGCCGAAUGCGGGCAGAGCAGGGCUCGUGCUUGUGAGCUACGGCUGCCGCAUGGCCCCGUGGAUUGCCCGGUCUUCAUGCCUGUCGGCACGCAGGGGACCAUGAAGGGGCUCACCGCCCUGCAGCUGGAUGCGCUGGGAUGCCGCCUGUGCCUAGGCAACACCUACCAUCUAGGCAUGCGUCCCGGACCAGAACUUAUCAAAAAAGCUAACGGACUCCAUAGCUUCAUGAACUGGCCAAGAAACCUACUCACAGAUAGUGGUGGUUUUCAGAUGGUCUCUCUGGUAGAGUUCUCCAAAGUGACUGAGGAGGGAGUACAUUUCUGUUCUCCUUAUGAUGGCAAGGAGAUUCUGCUAACUCCAGAAAAAUCCAUCCAAAUACAGAAUGCUCUUGGCUCUGACAUUAUAAUGCAAUUAGAUGAUGUGGUCAGCAGCACUCUCAGUGGCCCCCGCGUGGAGGAUGCCAUGUUAAGGUCUGUUCGCUGGUUGGACAGGUGUAUUGCAGCACACAGCAAACCUAAUCAGCAGAAUUUAUUUGCCAUUAUUCAGGGUGGGCUGGAUCCUGUCCUUCGAACCAGAUGUCUGGAAGAGAUGACUAAACGAGAUGUGCCGGGUUUUGCUAUUGGAGGCCUGAGUGGUGGCGAGGCCAAAGAUCACUUCUGGAGGAUGGUGGCCCUCAGCACAAAACAUCUCCCAAGGAACAAGCCUCGCUACCUUAUGGGAGUCGGUUAUGCUACUGAUCUGGUGGUGUGUGUAGCCCUGGGCUGUGACAUGUUUGACUGUGUCUAUCCCACAAGGACAGCACGCUUUGGUUCAGCUUUGGUCCCUUGGGGCUCCCUACAGCUGAAGAACAAGCAAUAUGCCAAGGAUUUCCGGCCCAUUGAUGAGAACUGUGCCUGCCCCACCUGCCAGAGAUACAGUCGAGCUUUCUUGAAUGCUCUCUACCCUCUUGAUUCAGCUGCCAAGCAUCACAUUACCGUCCAUAAUAUUGCCUACCAGAUGAACCUGAUGCAUUUGAUCCGCGAGAGCAUAACUGAGCAAAGAUUUCCACAGUUUGUUCAGAAUUUUAUGAAGACUAUGUAUGGGAACUCCAGCAACUAUCCCCAGUGGGCUGUGGAGGCCCUGGCCUCAGUUGGAAUUAACCUGGAGUAAGAGUCAUCAAGAAACACUCUGGAUCCUAGACUUGCCUUGGGUUUGGUUGCCCUUCCAUGGCUGCCCCACCUUGCUUUCCAGAACAAUUACUUGGGCAGUGAUGACACUUGAAGGCCUCUUUCUUUCCAAGGAGCAGUGGAGAGAAGUUGAGCCCCUUGUCUGAUAACCUAUUACAGUGGUCUUAUCAUAGUGGUCAGAGUUUAAAUUGGAGAUGUCUGUAAGUUCUUUGGUGUACCUCUUUUAUAGUUCUAGUUUAUAUUUUAAAUGUUAAACUUUCUAAAAUAAAUUUGAU